Molecule: messenger RNA, 4312 nt
Organism: Limulus polyphemus (Atlantic horseshoe crab)
Lineage: Eukaryota; Metazoa; Arthropoda; Merostomata; Xiphosura; Limulidae
Gene: mus201
Product: DNA repair protein complementing XP-G cells homolog
Exons: 13
Coding region: 332-3802 (1156 amino acids)
Biological process (GO): nucleotide-excision repair
Cellular component (GO): nucleus
Molecular function (GO): single-stranded DNA binding; DNA endonuclease activity
Source: RefSeq, a predicted model, not a curated record
ACUAUUAUGUAAUUAUACAGAUUUUGCUAUAUCGCUUUAAUGAAAGAAGAAAAUUUUAUACACAAAUUUUUGCUCAUCUUUCAGUUGCCAUAUUUUUUAUAAUAACUAAAAUUAAUAUUAACAACUUGCAUUUGUAUAUUGAAAAUUAAAUUGAGAGUUAAAUGGAAAACUACAAAGUAUAACUACAACUUAUAAGCUUUGGUUAUAUUUCAAUCAGGCCACAGUAGUGCACUACUAUUACUAGUAAUAGUGCUAGUAACUGAGUAAGCCUGGAGCCGAGCAACAUGGCUUUAAUUUCCAAAUAGCUUCCAGUUAUUUCAAUAUUUGAAAUAUGGGAGUGCAAGGAUUGUGGCAGCUGUUGGCACCAGUAGGAAGACCUGUUACUCUGGAGUCUCUAGAAGGCAAAACUUUGUCAGUUGACAUAAGUAUCUGGUUGAAUCAGGCUGCCAAAGGUUUUAGAGAUUCUCAGGGUCACCCUAUCUCCAAUUCUCAUGUUUUGGGUUUAUUCCAUCGACUGUGCAAGCUGUUGUUCUACAGAAUCAAACCUGUGUUUGUGUUUGAUGGAAGAGCACCUCAGCUAAAGAAGCAAACAUUGGCAGCUCGGCAACAGAGGCGAGAAGCAGCUUUGCAUACAGGAGAAAAAAUUGGGCAUAAGAUGCUGACAGCUAUUCUUCACAGUCAUUUGAUUCAGAGCAAAGGAGAGAAACAUCAGAAUGUGCAAAAAUCAGAAAAAUUUUCAUCUAAAACCAAUUCAAGAGAUGAAGAUUUGUUCAGACUGCCUCCUCUUUCUGAAAAACCUAAUGAACAAUCUGAGAUUGAAGAUCAUUGGGAAAUGAGACAACAUCAUAGAAGCUUAAUAGAAGAAGAAUUUCAGAAUUUAGACAAUGUUGAUAUUACCUCAGAAGACUUCCAUUCUCUGCCCCCUGAAGUUCGACAUGAGAUUUUAAUAUCUUUGAAAGAAAGGAGAAGACAAGGGUGGAGCCGCCGUGAAGAAUUGCCUAAUAACUGUCAGGAUUUUUCAAAAUAUCAGAUGUCUAAACUGGUACAUCGUAGUCACCUUCAAAAGAUGAUAAGUGAUGUUCAAAAAGAAAUGAAUGCCCAACAGUCAGGAGAAAUAUUGUCUGAGUUGUAUGCAGAAGAAGGCAUUCACGAAGCAGAGUCAAGAAGAAUUAUUUCAGAUGAUACUUCCCAUUAUAUUCUCAUCAAGAAAUCCAAGCGCUCUCCAAAAAAAAGUUGUAUUGAUCAGUCAAAGGGAAAAGAAUCAACCAGUCAAAUACCUGAAGAGACUGGAGACAAAAAAUCUCCUCAAUUUAGAGAUGACAUUUGUUUGCCAGAUGAUGAAAUUCAAAAAUUAACUUCUCUGUUAGGGUGGGAUAGCCUUACAAAAAGCUAUAUACAAUCAAGUUCUGUAUUUGGAAGUGAAUCUUUAUCCAGUAAAGAUAAAGCUUUAUCAGUGGAAGAAGAUAUAAAAGAAUUAGAUUUAUCACAAGUUCCUUCUUGCUCUUUAUCAGAAAGCAAAUUAACCAUUAAAUCUACCUUCCAGGACAGUGAUAUAAACUACAACAAAAAGAACAUGGUGACUGACAUUAUGUCUGGGUCAUGUAAAGAAAAAGCUAACAUUAUUUCUGAAUUGAAAAACCAAGGGCUUUCUUCUUCUUCUCAAAGAGUUGUUGAGCAAUCCAAUGUUAUGUCUGAUGAAACCAAUGUAUCAGUAGCUAAAACUCGUAGUGAUAAAAAUAAUCUUGGCACAUUUAUGUCAGGUGCACCUACGUUAGCCACAGGUUAUAAAUACAAUUCUGUUCAACAUGUGUCAGCUACUAAUAAUUCCAAAACUUCAAAUCUAUGUACUGAAACCUGUAAAACUUCUGUUCGUCCAAAUAUUCCUGUUCUUUCUAGCAGUGGUUUUCAUCAGUCUGGUAUUAACCAGUUAACUUUUCCCAAACAACAAGUUGAAACUAAUGAAUCUACCAACUUAAAAGUUGAUUCAGUUGCAGAUGUUAAACAUCCUACUGGUGAUCACCAACCAUCUGGCACUGAAGAUUCUUUAAAGGAAGGUGAAAGUAAAUCAAUUCAUCAGAUAGUGAAUACAGACAUUCCUUUUAUACACAGAGGAGAUAAAGCACCUUUAUGUAAACUAGAUCAAAAAGGAGAACUAGCAGAAGACACACAUUUUAAAUUUAAAGAAGAUAAGAAAAUUUUGGAAUCUGCAGUUUCAUCUCUAAAAAGAUCUCAUGGUGACACCAUUUGCAGUGACACAGAGAAAUUGAAAGUUUCAAAUAAAUUUGUAGGACAGGCUAUAACAAAUGAAUCGAGCAUGGAAGUAAGAAUAGAUCUAACUGAAACUGCAGUGGAGGAUGAUCUCUUUCCUGUUGACAUUUUCCUGCCAGACAAAGAAGAAUUUCAAUUAACUGUUGAUGUUAAAUAUGAAGAUUUAACAACAGAUACACAGAGGAAACCUACACAGGAAUCUAAUUGCAAUGAAGUUCGUAAAGAAUAUAACCCAAACGUUAGCUUGGAAGAAUUAGAGACAAUGCAAAGACAGCUGCAAAUUGAACAUGCACAACAAGAACGUCAGGCAGUGACCAUUGCUGACCACAUGUAUCAUGAAUGCCAAGAGUUGCUGCGACUAUUUGGUGUACCUUAUAUCAUCAGUCCUCAGGAAGCUGAAGCUCAAUGUGCUCAGUUAGAUGCCAUGGACUUAACCCAGGGAACGAUUACAGAUGAUAGUGAUAUAUGGUUGUUUGGUGGACACAAAGUUUACAAGAACUUCUUCAAUCAAGGGAAAUUUGUAGAAUUCUAUAAAGAUACAGAUAUAAAAACUGAACUAGGCUUGGAUCGAUGCAAAAUGAUCAGUCUGGCAUUACUGACAGGUAGUGACUAUACAGAGGGAGUGGAAGGAGUUGGUUAUGUCACAGCCAUGGAGAUCUUGAGUGAAUUUCCAGGAGAUGGAAUGGAUUCACUUAAAGCAUUCAGGUCAUGGUGGGAUUCUAUGAAAAAAGCUGCAAGUCCUCCAGGCAACAAGAUACGUUCUAAGCUACAAAAGUUUGAUCUGGAACCAGGUUUUCCCAGCCAAAUAGUUUUUGAUGCUUAUCUUUAUCCACACGUUGAUAACUCUUCUGAGAAAUUCUCUUGGGGAAUUCCUGACCUCCAACUGCUAAGAGAGUAUGCUGAAGAAAAGUUUGGGUGGUCAAGGAAUAAAAUUGAUGAUCUUUUACUCCCUGUGAUGAAGAAAAUUAAUGAAAGACAGACACAGGUAAGAAUAGACAGCUUUUUCACAGUUCAACUUACCAAAGGAAAUAACUUGUUCCCAAGCAAACGACUUCAGUGUGCUUUGACCAAGAUCAGGAAACCAUCUGUUGACCAGAAUGAAGAGAAGGAGCCAGAUCCUAAAGGAGAAAUGCACAAUAUUUUAAAAGCACAUUCACCUAAACAAAAAGUCAAAUGUAGUUCUCAGAAACAAACUUUGAAAUAUGGUCAGAUAGAACCUGUUUUGUCUUCUGCCACUACUACUAUAACAUCUAACAAGAAAAAGAAAUAUAUGUCUAGAACGGGAAAGAUAAAGGAUAAUCUCACAGAAAUAUUAUUACCUUCAGUGAAUGAACUGACCAAUCAGAAUAGUCAAGUAGCUACAGACUAUCCAUUGUCCAAAAAAGUAAAACUAAAUAAAAAAGCAAAAUCAACACAAGUUUAUAAGCAAAUUGAUGUGGUAUCACGGAAGUCAAGUCAGAGAAUUAGCAAAUCUAAAGCAAAUGAACUUCUUACUGAACCCCAAUUAUCCGAAGACAGCACAGAAAGUGAAUAAUAUUUGGAGUUCGUGCAGUUUGUAAUAUAUAAAGAUAAUAUACUGUAGUAGUAAAAACACAGUGCAAAAUAUAGAAACCUAACAUUAUACAAAAUGGUAAAAGUGCAAGUGUUAUGAUGAGUAUUUCACCUUACUGUUAUCAGUGCUAAUGAAUGAGUAUACAAUGAAAUAUUUAUACCCAAAUAAUUUAUAUUUAAGAAAUGUAUGGAGAUCUCUUUUAGAUACCAACUUAGCCGUAAAUUUGAUUGAAUUGUCAAUAUAUUUUUCCAAUGAAUAUAAGUAUAUCUACAUUAUACGCUGUAUAAAUAUUUGCUAUGUUAUUUAUGAGCUAAGAUUUAAACAACUCAUGAAAAAAAUCUCAUUAACUUUGUGGUUUAAGCAAGUGACCUUCUUGAAUUAUAAAUGAGUAACAUGGAACUGGUAUAUGGAACAAUUGUAUUUAACAGUUUAAAAUAUCUUUACAAAUGGGAAAAUGUAAAUAUGUGGUAUAAAUAAAAAAAACAAAUAAUU